Nerophis ophidion (straightnose pipefish) is the source of this 3865-nucleotide messenger RNA. It is a transcript of the gene kcnj9, whose product is annotated as potassium inwardly rectifying channel subfamily J member 9. Gene Ontology annotation, biological process: regulation of monoatomic ion transmembrane transport; potassium ion import across plasma membrane. Gene Ontology annotation, cellular component: plasma membrane. The transcript is spliced from 9 exons. NCBI's taxonomy places the organism in Eukaryota, Metazoa, Chordata, Actinopteri, Syngnathiformes, Syngnathidae. The record is from RefSeq and is a predicted model, not a curated record. The coding region runs from base 575 to 2065 and encodes 496 amino acids. Gene Ontology annotation, molecular function: G-protein activated inward rectifier potassium channel activity.
AAGGGGCUGGGCUGACGACCAGAGCCGCCACACCUGCCGCCUCCAUCACAUCACAGCCGAGAAGCCGAGCAGCCGAGCACCGCGGAGCUUCCACACGCCACGCCGAUGGACGCCGAGCUUCCGUUUCCUUGUGACCGCUGAUCAGCUCUUUUGUUUCGGCAGAGAGAGACGAAGAAGCGGGGCGGGGGGAGGAGUCCAUGCCGCCUCGCCGCCACUCCGACAGGAGAAAUGGAGCACGUCCAACCUUCUUGUCUCGCCCACACGACGACCAACCUGCCCCGUCUUCUUCUUCUUCUUCAAAUGAAACCUUCAGCCGGACCAAAGUGAUCAGUGUUUUAGUGAGAUUAUAUGGUACCUGAAAGUCGGAGGGGUGUGGCCAUGGGUGUGGUGACCGCCAGUGUCUCUGAGGGAAGCCACGCAGCUGCAGGAGGACGCAAGCUGCCCUCAUUACUACGCAAACAAAUGCUUCAACCAACAUCCAGCAGACGGAGUGUGCCAAACUUUGAAUAACACAAUCACACACAGACACACACACACACACACACACACACACACACACACACACACACACAACAUGGCUGUGGAGAAUUCCGUCCUGUCACCUCGCCCAGACUCGCUGUCGCUACCUGUGGAGGACAAGCCAGAAGCUGCAGAAGUCUCUUCCUCCGCUGGGGUCUUCAAUGAAUCUGAGGAACUGGGCCAUGUGGUCACCACUGAGGCGCCGCCCUCCCCUCCCGUCUUGGCUAAGGUCAACAGGUCGUUCCAAUCCAAGAUGGCCGAGCGGGAGGCCCAAGCCAAUCAAACCAGAAAGAAAACCCAGGGGGCGGAGAAGGAGAGGGGGCGAUUUGGGUGGGCUCGCACUCGUCGCAAGAGGCAGCGCUACGUGGAGAAGAAUGGCCGCUGCAACGUGCAGCACGGCAACAUGCGCGAGACCUACCGCUACCUGACGGACAUCUUCACCACGCUGGUGGAUCUCAACUGGCGAUGCUCGCUCUUCGUUUUUGUCAUGGCCUACGCCGUCACGUGGCUCUUUUUUGGCGCCAUCUGGUACCUGAUAGCGUACUGCAGGGGUGACCUGGACCACCUGGAGGACGAGACGUGGACGCCGUGCGUCAACAACGUCAACGGCUUCAUCUCGGCCUUCCUCUUCUCCAUCGAGACGGAGACCACCAUCGGCUACGGACACCGCGUCAUCACCGACCAGUGUCCCGUGGGCACCAUUCUGCUGCUGCUGCAGGCCAUACUGGGCUCCAUGGUCAACGCCUUCAUGGUGGGCUGCAUGUUCGUGAAGAUCUCGCAGCCCAACAAGCGGGCGGAGACGCUGGUGUUCUCCAAACAUGCUGUCAUCUCGCUGCGGGACGACAAGCUGUGCCUGAUGUUCCGGGUGGGAGACCUGCGCAGCUCACACAUCGUGGGGGCCAACAUGAGGGCCAAGCUCAUUAAGUCCAAGCAGACGCAGGAGGGCGAGUUCAUCCCCCUGGACCAGACGGACAUCAGCGUGGGCUUUGAGACGGGCGACGACCGUCUCUUCCUGGUAUCGCCGCUGGUGAUCUCACACGAGAUCGACGCCCACUCUCCUUUCUGGGACAUGUCACAGGCUCAGCUGGAGAAGGAGGACUUUGAGAUUGUGGUCAUCUUGGAAGGCAUGGUGGAGGCCACAGGCAUGACCUGCCAGGCCCGCAGCUCCUACCUGACCGAGGAGGUGAUGUGGGGCCACCGCUUCAGCCCCAUGAUGUCCCUGGCUGAGGGCUUCUUCGACAUCGACUACGGCGCCUUCCAUCACACGUUUGAGGUGGACACGCCCUCUUGCUCGGCACGGGAGCUCUCACUGGCCGCCGCCCGGCUGGACGCCCACCUUUACUGGUCCAUCUCCAGCCGGCUUGACGAGGAGCCCACCCUGGCCCAGCAGGGGUCCAAGCAGGCGGAGGAGAGCGGGCCCGCCAACGGCAAAGGUGGGACGCCUACCUUCAUUGUCGGCGAGAUGACCCACGUCAGCAGUGCGCUGCCCAUCCAGGGCGAGCUGAACGGCAGUGUCGCCACCGACCAGUUGGUGUGCGAGGCAUAGAGGACAAAGACUUCUUUUACCACAAGAAGAUUUCUCCCUUUGACUUUUCUUUUCUAGAUUGUUCCAAGUAGGUGUGGGCGUUCAACUUUGACUUUGUUGUGUUGUCUCCAACCGCUCCAUCAAUUUUGGCUGAGGAUUGACGUUGUUCACUUUUAAUUAGUAGAUACUCUAAAUUGUGUAUUCAAACACCACAAUUAGGGAUGGGUACUGAAUGUGUACUUUUAGGAGUACUUGGUACAACUGACUUCUGGGAAAAUUAAAGGGAACCAUAUUUCAAUACAUAAUCGGCCCCGGCUCAAGCACUUGGCGGGCAAACAGGCGUAUUGGUAGCAGACUGCUUCUAGUCAAUGUUGCCAUUUCCCAUGCUAACAAACCAAGCAUGUCUGAUAGAAAGCACUCAAAUGUAAGUCUCCACUUUUCAAAAUACGUUAGCUCGGUGAAGAUUCACAUUGGAAAUGCCAAAAACCUGUUACGGAUUAGCAUUAGCGAUUUUACAUGGCGGUUAAAGCACCUCCAAAGUUAGAAAUGCAAACUAGAACUGAGAUGCACAUUACAAUCAAACAGCUUGUUUUGUAAUACGUACAUUACUUAAGGCAGUGUUUUUCAACCACUGUGCCGCGGCACACUAGUGUGAUGAUCUAAUCUCACCUAUUUGGGUUAAAAAUAUUUUUUGCAAAGCAGUAAUUAUAGUCUGCAAAUGAUGUGUUGUUGUUGAGUGUCGGUGCUGUCUAGAGCUCGGCAGAGAAACCGUGUAAUACUCUUCCAUAUCAGCCAGUAGCUAAUUGCUCCAUAUAUAUCGGAAAUAGCGGGACGCAGGGUGCAGGUAAAAAGGCAUUUAAUGCUUAAACCAAAAUAUAAAAAAAAGGUGAGUGCCUUUAAGAAAAGGCAUUGAAGCUUAGGGAAGGCUAUGCAGAACGAGACUAAAACUGAACUGGCUACAAAGUAAACAAAAACAGAAGGCUGGACAACAGCAAAGACUUACUGUGGAGCAAAGACAGUGUCCACAAUGUACAACCAAACAUAACAUGACAGUCAACAAUGUCCCCACAAAGAAGGAUGAAAACAACUGAAAUAUUUUUGAUUGCUAAAACAUAGAUGCGGGAAAUACUGCUCAAAGGAAGACAUGAAACUGCUACAGGAAAAUACCAAAAAAAGAGAAACAGCCACCAAAAUAACAACGCAAGACAAGAACUAAAGCAGUACUACACAGGAAAACAACAACAACAAACUAAAAACAAAAAAGACAAGCUGUUGGAGUUUCAAUUUUCAACAUUUCUGCUGGUGGUGUGCCUCCGUGUUUUUUCAAUGAAAAAAUGUGCCUUGACCCAAAAAAGGUUGAAAAACACUGACUUGAGGUAUAAACACUUUGUAGGACUCAACGAAAGACAAGACUGGCGUAUUCAACCUAAUGGCAGAGACUACUUCCUGACUAAGGCAACACACCUAGGACAAACUCAAAGGCUUGCAACUGGAGGAAGUAUAUUUUAUGUAUUAACAUGUAUUACUGUUGAGUACUGGGAUCGAUUCCCAGGGGCUUAGAAAGGUACCCAUCCUUAGACACUUUUCCUGACCUCCUGCCCCCUGGGGGGCGCUGUUUUUUUGUGUGACAUUCUUAACACACACUUGAGUGUCUGUGUUGUUUAUAUCAUAGCACAGGAAUGGUACUUGUCUUAGUUAAGUUAUUUUAGGAAACUAAAGCACAACAAAGGUGACUUCCUGCUUCCAAUAGCGAUGUGUACAAAUGCUUUCAUGUGAAUUAGAAUAAAUGAUAUUGCUGAAUAAUUGUCCAUUCCAAGUUCA